Molecule: messenger RNA, 1183 nt
Organism: Asparagus officinalis (garden asparagus)
Lineage: Eukaryota; Viridiplantae; Streptophyta; Magnoliopsida; Asparagales; Asparagaceae
Product: PRA1 family protein H
Exons: 4
Coding region: 54-782 (242 amino acids)
Biological process (GO): vesicle-mediated transport
Cellular component (GO): Golgi apparatus; endoplasmic reticulum
Source: RefSeq, a predicted model, not a curated record
UUCUGUACCCUCUCCCCCUCAAAAAAAAAAAAAAAUUCACCGCCAAAAAAAUCAUGGUGUUCUCCGCCAACCCCCUCUCUCUGAGCGUCCCCGACCCCGCCUUCGAGUCCUGGCUCCGGGACACCGGCUACCUCGAGCUCCUCGACUCCCACUCCUCCUCCUCCUCCUCCUCAACCGACACGUGUCCACCCUCAGCCUCGAAAACCCCAAACCCUAACCCUACCCUCUCCAAAACCCCCAAAUCCCUCUUCUCCCUCCUCAAAACCCUAGUUUCCCUCCUAACCCUCAACCCCUUCGCCAAAUUGACCCCCGACGACUUCGCCGGCUCGACCCCGUCGUGGACUCUGGCCUUUAUUGGGAGCUUGGACUCGUACUCUUGGCCCAAUGGGCCGUCGCAGGCCCGGAUGCGGGUCCAGGAGAACGUGAGGCGAUAUGCGAGGAACUAUGCGUUUCUUUCUCUGAUCUUUCUCGCUUGCUCGUUGUAUCAGAUGCCGGUGCCGUUGCUGGGGGUGGUGUUGAGUUUGAUGAUGUGGGAGGGGGUGAGGUUUUGCAGCGAGAGGUGGGAGAUGGAGGAGAAGUGCCCGGGAUUGAGGAUGGUCUUGGUUCGGAUCGUGCAAUGUGCCACUGCAGUAGUACUCUACUUGUGCAAUCUCCAGAUAGCAUUCUUUUGUGCUAUCAGUGUCAGCUACACAGUGAUGAUCUUGCACGCUUCUCUCCGGAAACUGGCUCCUCCAAAGCAAUCUACUGUAUCGAGUCGUCAUAAAAGAUUACAGCCAAGAUGAAAUACAAUAGAGUGCCAAGUAAUGGCCAUGCUAAUUCUUGGAAACAGGUCAAGAAAAGCUUAGCGAUGACGAUGAUCUGCUCUUAGGGAAGGUUAGCUGAAUCUGUGUGGCUUCAAAAUCCAAGCAUCAGGGCGAAGUUCAUGUCAUACUUCUAUACAAAGGAUGUUUUUGAUACGUUGUGGAUUUUUUUUUUAAAUACAUGUGAUCUCAUCCACUCUUUCGCAUCCAGCGAUGAUGAACGCUUCAUGUACAGUUGCAGUGGGCUCAUGCAUUAUCUCCACUGACAGCAUAUGUCGAGGAGUGGUUAUAUGUGUUGAUGAUAAAAGUUACGAACUCUAGAAUGUUUCUUUGGUGACUGAUAUACUUCAACAAAGCAUCCAACAGAAGGAAGGAAUUGGAAA